AUGUCCCAUGGUGACUUGACACCAAUGAAUGUCCUCGCACGAGAGGAAAAAAUUGUCGGCAUUCUUGACACAGGAUCGUUCGGCCCGGCUGACUCCGCCUUAGAUCUUGUAGCCGUAUGGCAUAUGCUUGAAAAAGAGCAGCGGGAAGUGAUCAAAGAUACUCUUGACGUUGGAGAUGUUGAAUGGAGGAGAGGAGCUGCGUGGGCUUUUGAGCAAGCCAUGGGCUGGGUUUGGUACUACCAGCACAGCAAUCCUAUCCUGGCAGCCUCAGAUGUCUGA
Messenger RNA from Lithohypha guttulata, 279 nucleotides. RefSeq lists its product as uncharacterized. The coding region runs from base 1 to 279 and encodes 92 amino acids. The transcript has 2 exons. The record is from RefSeq and is a predicted model, not a curated record. NCBI's taxonomy places the organism in Eukaryota, Fungi, Ascomycota, Eurotiomycetes, Chaetothyriales, Trichomeriaceae.